Molecule: messenger RNA, 3857 nt
Organism: Salvia hispanica
Lineage: Eukaryota; Viridiplantae; Streptophyta; Magnoliopsida; Lamiales; Lamiaceae
Molecular function (GO): DNA binding
Source: RefSeq, a predicted model, not a curated record
UUUCAAAGUUUAGGAUAAAAUUGAUAAAAUUAGUAAAGUCACAAGCUCAAAGAUGCAAAGAUUAAACCCUUAUACCAGUUGUUGGAUUCAUUGCAAAAAUCAAGCUCGAUUGUUUGAUUAUACACACAUGAAAACCCAAUUAGUCUUGUUAGUGAUUCCAAUGCCGAUUGUUACCAACCAUGAGCGGCCGGAAAGGCGUCCGAGCUCCGGCGGUAUUCUCGCCGCCGGAAGCUUGGAGGGCUAUAUCUACUGCAUACAGGUGAACAAAGUCCGUUAAUUUAAUUUCAGCCACUUAACGCUGCUUCUCCAUGCUCUCUAUCUGUUCGAUGAAAUGCCUGAAUGACGAUUGUGUUAAUAAUGCCUGUGUCCAUAUGAUCUGAAUGUCGAUUAACUUGGAUUGUUGGUUGCAUUGCGGUGUUGAAUUGUUAUGUUAAUUAGUCUAUGUUUUUCUGUACAAGUUCAAUUCAGUGUCUGCUCUACAAAUUAGUAUAACUAUUGUGUUUCAAUGUCUCACAUGUUUUCGGAAUGUGGAUGAAUUUGAUUUUGUUGCUUGUUCUUUGUUAUCUUCUUAGCUCAAUGAAGUUUGGAAUUACUGUGAAAUAAAAUAUGAUGAUCUUUAUCAAGUAGGGAGUGUGUCAGUGCUUAUUUUCAGCUGCAAAGGAAGACAUAAGUAAAGCAGUUUAUGUUGGAUUUUUUGUGCGGAAGUUGUAGUUUUAGUAGUAGAAGAGUUUGCCGUAAAUAAUAGUAAAAGAAGUAUGCCACACAGCUACAGAUAACUAAUACAGUAAACAAGAUGAUUAAGAUAUUUGCGAGAUUGUUACUCGAACAAAUAUGGAACUUCCAAGUGUAAGUAGAAAAACAGAACAAUCAUGGAUUCCUAUGAAGACCUUUGGGGAACAUAAUGUAAAUCUUUUUCUUGGUCUGGUGUAUUCUAAAAGUAGCGGACGCAAACAAAUUCAUUAUGGGGAUAUUGUUCGAAGUUCAUAUAUAAGCGUAUAUAUUUUUCUUGAUCAAGUAUAGAUAUUUUGAAAAAAGGAUUAUUUUGUUUGGGGAAGAGGGGGGGGGGGGCUUCCGCCCUCCUCAGCACCUCUGGUAUAUUAUUUCAAGCAAUCCAACAGAAUUUAUGGAAUCCAUCCCAUACCUUGUUUUUUUGGAGAACAAUCAUCUGGACCUCUAUUUUAGUUGGGAACCACACUCAAGAAUAUAAAUUUUACCAACAGUUGAGAAUGAAAAACUAAUUGUAAUAAUCAACCAUAACUCACAUUUUACUAACUAAAAAAAAGUUGAUAGUGGUAGAGAUAUGGUACACCACAGGUUGGUAUAUAGAACAAAAGAUAGGAAAAGCAAACAAAAAAAUGUACCAGCACACAGCUUCUCUUUCGUUAAAAUGUGUGAUUCUUUUCACAUUUACAAAAUUACUUCCAUAUUGGCCCAUGGUGCUAUGAAAACAAGGUUCGGAAAUCUGCUGGGUUAGAAUACUGUGCACUCAACAAUCUUAAUCUGUUUUGUAGUUAAUGAUAGUGUCAUAGAAAAUGUAAUGGAUACAACAAUGGGCUGAAACUGGCCCAAAUCAUUGAUUAUCAAAGCAAUCAAAUACAUGCAUAUUUUCUUCAGCUACAUUAUAAAUUUGUGUUAUAUGUUGCCUAAUCUAAUAUAUUUAGAAUUAGUAAGGUGAUUACUUCUCAUUGUUCAAGAUUGCUAUGACUUAUUAUUGUUUUGUGUGAAAGUACUCUGCCUCAUUCAUGAGUAGUCGUAUUAGUCGACUCUAAAAUAAUGUAAUCCGUAUUAUUACUAAUAUUUUCUCAGACGCUCUGCCUGUUGUAGAUCAUCCAACUAAUAACUGGUUUUUGGUAUCAAUGUAAAAAUUCUUAUGUUCUUUAAUCAAAUACACGUGCGAUAAGUUUAUUACAGGAAUACAAUAAUAAGAACAUAUUAAUAGUAGAUUACAAAGGUGGCCAAGUGGCUUCUGAGCAGCCACACGUUAACUUAUUCCGAAAUAGAAUAGUGGAAAAUAGCAUUAAUCACACCUUACUUAUAAGUUAUAACGCUUGCUCAAAUGCUUUCAUACGUAACAUCUAUCCUCACACGUCACAAGACCUUUAUGGCACCUACACUCACCAUCACUGACCCUACAAUCAUAUACGUGUAAAGGAGUUUGUAUCUUUUAGCAAGUCAACUUUGAUUGUAAGGGAUUAUUACAAAACAAAAGAUUAAAAAAGCCAGGUGGCUGUUAAGCGAUACCACUGGCCACUUAUUCCAGUCCAAUCGACCUUACUCCAUGUUACAAAAAUGAUUAUUACAAAACAAAAAGACUAAGAGAGCAAGGUGGCUGCUAAGCAAUACACACAGGACAAAAAGCGACAGCAGGAUCAUUUAAUUUUAUAACGCAUGCGCACUAGUUUGCAUGCCCAGCGCCUAUAUAAGAAACACAGGUUAGUCCAUUGCUUAUGCUUCUUCAGAGUAAAUGUUACUGUAAAUCUAGAGGGCUGAAACAUCUCAGAGAACAAGCGUAUUUUCUAAGGAUUUGGAGGCCACAGCAUCCGUUUUUGUGCAGUCUUCGCCAAGAAUUAUAUUCUUGAAGGUCAGUAUUCUCUGUUCUCAGUCAAGCUUCCCCAGUUGCCUUAAACAUGAAUUCAGAUCGGACAUCCAACAACUGCUUCUGGACGAUGGGAGUGGAUGAUGCUGCAUCAAAUGAUGCAAGCACAUCUUUGAAUUGGACAAGGGAGGAGGACAAGGCAUUUGAGAUUGCUCUCUUUACCCACUAUAAUCAUGCUGAUAUGUGGGGUAAGAUCGCAUUGGCAGUUCCUGGGAAAACAGUUCAAGAUCUAAAACUUCACUAUGAAGCCUUAAGUUUGAUGGCUUUUGAGUCUGGUAAGAUGCCUCUGUCCGUUUAUUCGACAAAAGGCGAUGUUCUAGAAGAGAAGAAGCUGAAGCCAGAGCAAGCUACACGAGGGGCCCGUUGGACAGAAGAGGAACACAGUCAAUUUCUAGAUGGUUUGGAGAAGUAUGGUAAGGGUUCUUGGAAGGACAUUUCGGAAAAUUUCGUGCAUACUAGAUCAAGUACCCAAGUUGCAAGCCAUGCUCAAAAGUACUACAGAAGGCAGAGUUCGACUAAGAAAGAGGGUAAACGGCUCAGUAUUUAUGAUAUCACAACUCUGAAACCCAAGAAAUUGUUACCCUUCGAGAAGGCAACGGCAACCUGCAUGCCUGAAUGCUGCAAGGGAGAGUCUUCUACAGCUGGAACCGAAGAAUUACUUCCUGGAAAUCCUGAGAAAGCAGCAGCGCACACUGGAACCCAACUGCUGCCUAGAUCCGCCAUGGGAGCUUCAGGUAAUCCUUCCGGGAAGCGCGGGCGCCCUAAGAAUGCUUCGAGUACUGAUGGAAACAAGCCAAUGCUGGGGGGAAGGUAUCCACAGAAAAAGAAAGCUCUUGCAUGUAACGGGAGCCAAUUGCUGAUUGGGCCAAAGAAAGCUCCAUCUGAUGCUGGGAAGCUAUUGCUGUCUGGGUGCCCUAACGAAACUCCCAAGGAUAUCGGGUAUCACCUGCUGUCUGGAUACCCUAAUCAACUGGGCCCCCCAUCUGGUUCACUCAAGAUAGUAGGCCACCCGACUCCAUCCGGGACGGUUGGGCGUAGAAGAGGUCCACCAGUGCAAGACAUUGACGUGAUUGCUGAUUGUCUACUCGAUAUUGGUUCUGACACCGAAUCUCUAGAUGAUUUGGAUCUGACUUUGUUCCCUCAUUUUCUGGAUUGAAAUGCUUGUGAGGAAGUGUAAUAAAUUUUCCAAAAUACUAUUUCCAUGACUAAUGCCUACAAUGUUUUACUUCUUUGAUAAAGUUAAUGUAUUUGGUUAUAACUC